AUGAAGACACAACUUUCCGCAAUCGCCUCCCUGGCCUAUUGUAUAGGUUCAGUGCACGCAGCACCCCAUGCAAAUACGCCUAUCUAUGACUUCGUCAUCGUCGGUGGAGGUACCAGCGGCCUCGUCGUUGCCAAUCGACUAAGUGAGAACAAAGAUAUCACCGUCGCUGUGAUCGAAGCCGGCGAUUCCGUGUUUAGCAAUCCCAACGUGACGAAUGUCAAUGGAUAUGGGCGAGCGUUCGGCACAAAUAUCGACUGGGCAUACCCGACCGAGCCUCAAAUAUACGCCGGUGGUGGCAGACAGAUCAUGCGCGCGGGUAAAGCCAUUGGGGGGACAAGCACGAUUAACGGAAUGGCAUAUACUCGAGCACAAGACGUCCAAAUCGAUGCUUGGGAACAGGUUGGCAAUGACGGGUGGAAUUGGAAGAGCCUCUUCCCAUAUUUCACGAAAUCCGAAGAAUUUCAAAUUCCUACUCGAAACCAAAUCUCUCGAGGGGCCGAUUACUAUAUCACUUAUCAUGGAGAGAAUGGUAAUUUGAAAGUGGGCUGGCCGUCGCUAAUCACCAACCGCACCCUGCUUCCUCUUCUUGAUCAGACGUUUAACCAACUAGGUGUUCCCUUCAAUCGCGAUGUGAAUGGCGGCCGUAUGGUUGGCCUCACCUCGCACCCAGACACGGUUGACUCCACGGAAAAUAUUCGUGAAGAUGCUGCCAGGGCUUACUACUGGCCUUAUCAGAAUCGAUCGAACCUCAAGAUUCUCACCAACACAUUCGCCAACAAGAUCAUCUGGUCUAACGAUACUCGAAGUGAAGCCACAGCAGUCGGUGUGGAAGUGAAGAACUCACGAGGGGUCCAAACGAUCUACGCUAGCAAGGAAGUCAUUCUCGCAGCUGGAGCUGUGAAAUCGCCGGCUAUCUUGGAGUUGUCCGGAGUUGGUAAUCCGGAUAUCCUCCGUAAGUAUAACAUUACCGUCAAGGUUAACAUUCCCACCGUUGGUGAGAACCUGCAGGACCAGACCAACAAUGGGAUCAACUACCAAGGCCUAGAGUUCUGGCUCGGCUCGCCAACUUUUUCCGUCCUCCCGUCAGCAAAUCAACUCUAUGGCAGCAACGUCUCGAACGUAGCGGCUUAUGUCAAGUCCAGCAUGACAGAGUAUGCUAAGGUUGUGGCUAAUUCAUCUAACGGAGCAGUGUCGGAGGCCAACAUUCUAGAAGCAUUUCAGGUCCAGCACGAUUUGAUCUUUAAAUCACAGGUCCCUUAUGCCGAGAUUGUCUUACUGCCUAUUCUAGACUCGUUCUCAGUUGAAUACUGGCCGUUGCUUCCAUUUGCACGAGGAAACGUCCACAUCAAAUCCGCCGAUCCUUCGGCGACCCCUGCAAUCAACCCCAACUUUUUCCAAUUUAGCCAAGACCUCGACGCCCAGGUCGACGUGGCCAAGUUUAUCCGCAAAGCAUUCUCGACAAACCCAUUGAACGAUCUCGUUGGGGACGAGUUCGCCCCUGGACUCGACAACCUGCCCAACGACGCCCCGGCAUCAGAGUGGAACGACUGGGUCAAGUCCAACUACCGCACCAACUACCAUCCCGUCGGAACAGCCAGCAUGCUUCCUCGUGAAAAAGGAGGCGUGGUCAGUUCCACGCUCAAGGUCUACGGCACAAAGAACGUCCGCGUGGUCGAUGCAUCCAUCAUUCCAUUCCAGGUGUGCGGGCAUCUAACCGCCACCAUCUACGCCGUGGCAGAAAAGGUCUCUGACGCGAUCAAGAACCGGUACCGCAUUUGA
This is a messenger RNA of Penicillium diatomitis, 1779 nucleotides long. Its product is annotated as GMC family oxidoreductase. Bases 1 to 1779 code for a protein of 592 amino acids. Gene Ontology annotation, molecular function: oxidoreductase activity, acting on CH-OH group of donors; flavin adenine dinucleotide binding. The transcript is spliced from 3 exons. The record is from RefSeq and is a predicted model, not a curated record. NCBI's taxonomy places the organism in Eukaryota, Fungi, Ascomycota, Eurotiomycetes, Eurotiales, Aspergillaceae.